Molecule: messenger RNA, 1473 nt
Organism: Trichechus manatus latirostris (Florida manatee)
Lineage: Eukaryota; Metazoa; Chordata; Mammalia; Sirenia; Trichechidae
Gene: TCTE1
Product: t-complex-associated-testis-expressed 1
Exons: 4
Coding region: 1-1473 (490 amino acids)
Biological process (GO): microtubule-based movement
Molecular function (GO): protein binding
Source: RefSeq, a predicted model, not a curated record
AUGUCAGUCUUCAGCCGGCCGUCAGAGACAACCCAAGACCAGUCCUCUGCUGCAGGCCAAGCCACGAGCACAGCCCCACAGCCCGUAAAGGCCACAGUUGUGACACCUCCCAUCAAGUCCAAGGGCCUGAAUACAUCCAAUGUACGUCGGAUGCGCCGGAUCAUCGCCGAGGACGCCGAGUGGUCACUGGCCAUCGUGCCCCUGCUCUCAGAGCUCUGCAUUCAGCACAUCGUCAAGAACUUCCAGAACAACCCUAUCCUGACACAGCUGCUCCCCGAGGAUCAGCGGAAGGUCCUGGACCACCUGUCUCCAGACCUGCCGCUAACCGUGACCGCCAACCUGAUCGAGAAUGAGAACUACUGGCGCCGCUGCUGCACGCAGCGCUGGCCAGUGUGCCACGUGGCCCGGCACGGCGGCAGCUGGAAGCGCAUGUUCUUCGAGCGGCACCUAGAGAACCUGCUAAAGCAAUUCAUUCCGGGCACCACAGACCCCGCGGUCAUCCUCGACUUGCUGCCACUCUGCAGGAACUACGUGCGCAGGAUACAAGUGGAUCAGUUUCUUCCGCCGAUUCGGCUUCCACCCCCGCCCCGGGACGGGGACCAGUCGGACUCCGGUAGCGAGGGAGAGAUGGAGGAGUCCUCCACCGACCAUUACCAGCUGCGUGACCUGGUGGCUGGCCUGAAACACCUGGAGGAACUAGACCUGGUGUACGGUGUCAAGGACUGUGGCAUGAACUUCGAAUGGAAUCUCUUCCUCUUCACCUACCGCGACUGCCACUCCCUGGCGGCCACCAUCAAGGCAUGCCACACCCUCAAGGUCUUCAGGCUGACCCGAAGCAGGAUGGACGACGACAAGGCACGCAUCCUGAUGCGCAGCCUUCUGGACCACCCAGCCCUCGAGGAGCUUGACCUGUCACACAACCUCAUUGGAGACCGUGGCGUGCGCGCCGCUGCCAAGCUGCUGAGCCACAGCCGCCUGCGUGUACUCAAUCUGGCCAACAACCAGGUGCGUGCACCAGGUGCCCAGUCCCUGGCUCACGCCCUGGCACACAACACCAACCUCGUUAGCCUCAACCUACGCCUCAACUGCAUUGAGGAUGAGGGCGGCCAGGCCCUGGCCCAUGCCCUGCAGACCAACAAGUGCCUCACCACCCUCCACCUCGGUGGGAAUGAGCUGUCGGAGCCCACUGCCACACUCCUCUCCCAGGUGCUCUCCGUCAACACUGUGCUCACCAGCAUCAAUCUGUCCUGCAACCACAUCGGCCUGGACGGUGGGAAGCAGCUCCUGGAAGGGAUGUCAGACAACAAGACGCUCCUGGAGUUUGACCUGCGCCUAUCAGAUGUGGCCCAGGAGAGUGAGUACCUCAUCGGCCAGGCCCUCCAAGCCAACCGCGAAGCAGCCCGCCAGCGGGCUCUGAAUCCCAGCCACUCCAUGUCACCUACCACCAGUGGCCCCGAGAACUCCGCAGGAUGA